AUGGCCAGGCCCGCGAUGCUGGUGGUUGCCGCCCUGGCGCUGUGCCUGCUGCUGACGCCCCCCGGCCUCGCAUGGUACAAGCAGGCGGCGCGGCCGGGCUACUACUCCGUGGGCCGCGCAGCGGGGCUGCUGUCCGGCUUCCGCGGGUCACCGUACGCGCGGCGCUCCGAGCCCCUGGUGGGCACGGGACCAAGACGGGCCGGCGCCUUCCCAGAGCUGCGCCCCAGCCUGAGGAGCCUCGCCGUGUGCGUCGAGGACGUCACCCCCAACCUGCAGAGCUGCGAGCGGCUCCCCGACGGCCGCGCCACUUUCCAGUGCAAGGCGGACGUGUUCCUGUCGCUCGGCGCUGCGGACUGUCGCAGCAUGUGAGCCCCGACCC
This is a messenger RNA of Hippopotamus amphibius kiboko, 379 nucleotides long. RefSeq names its product neuropeptide B (gene NPB). Gene Ontology annotation, molecular function: G protein-coupled receptor binding. Lineage: Eukaryota; Metazoa; Chordata; Mammalia; Artiodactyla; Hippopotamidae. The record is from RefSeq and is a predicted model, not a curated record. The transcript has 2 exons. The coding region runs from base 1 to 369 and encodes 122 amino acids. Gene Ontology annotation, biological process: G protein-coupled receptor signaling pathway; feeding behavior.